AGGACUACAUGUACGAAUUCGGGGACAAGUACGGCAACAACAAGUUCAAGUACAACCAGGCGAACAUCUCCGGCGUCUCCAUCGUGCACUACGGUGAAGUCAUUCCCCGUGAGAACCGUGAGAAGAUGACACACGACGUCUGCUUCCGUUUCUGCCGGACAGACCAUCCCGGAUAUGAUGUUCUUUGGCAUCAAGAACGGGAACGACUGCUACUGCGCGCCCUACUACAAGGCCAUGGCAGGCGACUCCGACGUCUGCGACGUGGUCUGCGAAGGCGAUCAGACCGUGAUGUCGAUGCGGCAAUUGAGCGCCCAGUUGCCGCACUCGCACACCGUGAACUCGCUUUUCCUCGCCAUCUUCUUGUGAGAGGAAUGGUGCCUGAGGCGGGACGGCCACCAGUCCCAGCAGAAUCGUGGGGCCGCUGAUCCCUUGUGCCGACUCAAUCGCUUGAGCCAAAAUGG
Prorocentrum cordatum is the source of this 461-nucleotide messenger RNA. NCBI's taxonomy places the organism in Eukaryota, Dinophyceae, Prorocentrales, Prorocentraceae. The record is from the annotation of a GenBank genome assembly.